GCCCAUGAAUAUCGCUUACCGUUCCCCCUUCGACCCCUCCGGUCCCACUCCCACCUUCCCGCGCCUUCUCGAGUGAGCCAUCUCCGUCCUUCCCGCUUUCUGUCGAAACGGGGUGGGUUUCUUUCUUUCUUCCGUUCGACGGAGUUGGUUUAUUUCUUUCUUCCCUCCGACCGUCCCCGCGAGCUGCCACGCUCUUCAUUCACGACCAUCGCUGGAGAAGAAGAUACGCAUAGGAAGCUCCUCAUCUUUUCUCUGGGUCAAAGCCUCUAUCGAAUUAUGUAUUCUAAACAUUGAAGCUACAGAGGUUAUAUAUUCUCCAAAAAAUGAUAAGUUAUGGAGGUCUCCAAUCAAAGCCUAGUCAACCUCAUUGUUGCCUUAUGAUAAGUCUCAGUCAACAAGUCUUCUUACCUGUCAAACAUUUAUGGAUAUUCUUUCACUGCACGAGAAGCAAGCAAUCAUGCCCGUUAGCAUUAUUUUCUCUUUCAGAUCCUUUGAUCUCUAAGACAGCCAUGAAUCAAAGGGAGAUUGAGGCGUGAGAGAGGUGUGGAGAUGGAGAUGUACUUGGAGAACAUGAAAAGCUUGCGUUCUCAGAUGCAUGUGAUUGAGGAGGACGCAGCAAUAAGAUCCAUUGAGGAGCAGAAGCAGAAGACCUUGGUUGAGACCUUGGAAAAAGAGCUCCAGCUAGUGAGAUCCGAGACAAAGUGGUUGAAUGAGGAGGUUGAAGAGAUGGUGAAGACAAGAGCCCAUAUCAACUCUGGGUUAGCAGAGAAGGAGACGAAACUCUCAUCCAUGCAGAAAGAAUCCUCUACCCUUUCGCAGACACUGGAGCUUCUUCAUCAAGAAAUGGUCAUCCUAUCAGUAAAAAUAAAAGAAAAGAGAUCAUACUACUCAAAGAUCACAGAGGAGUUGAACAUUAAACUAAAGGAACAGCAGGCUUGGUUUAACUCACAUAAACAAAAAAUGAUAGAAGAUGCUCAGCUGGUUGAGGAAUAUCCCAUCAAGCCAAUGGACAACCAUAUUGAUGGAAACACAAGCAUUACACUUUCCAAAAUAGCAAGCUUGGAGAAUAUGGAACAUGAGAUGGGUGGGAGAUAUGAGGACCUGAUGACACAGUUGGAGUCUGCAAAAAAUAAGCUUGAAGAAGUAGAAGCGAAAAGAUCGGACAUUAAUAUAGCAAGCAGCAAGUCAAAGGAGCUUGUCGAGCAACUAAAGCACCAAAUCGAGAGUGUUCCAUCUGCUUUGAAGGAAAUGGAUGAUAAUGCCCUGGAAGAGGAAUACCAAGCCCUGAUGGGUGAUAAAUCCAGAGAAAUGGAAUACCUGCACUCUCUAGAGGAUCAGAUAAAUCAACUGGAGGACAUUUCACAAGUUGUUACAUGUCAAUGCGGAGAGGAGUACAGGGUAGCUGAUGGGCAAAAGCUUGGGGUUGCAUGUAAAGCAGCUCUAGACCUUUGCACCAUUCAAAACCAUCUGAUGGUGUGGGAAAAACUCACAGUACAGAGAUCAGCAAUGCACUAAAUACUGCUCUUUGUAAAGCUGUAGAGGCAAUAUAACUGAAAAAGGAAGAAAGAAAGCAAAGCUGUAGUUUUUUUGGCACAUUUGGAUUGCAAUCAGAUCUAGUAAGUUUUGCCA
Elaeis guineensis (African oil palm) is the source of this 1629-nucleotide messenger RNA. The record is from RefSeq and is a predicted model, not a curated record. Lineage: Eukaryota; Viridiplantae; Streptophyta; Magnoliopsida; Arecales; Arecaceae.